AUGCAAAUCGUUAAAAGCUCCGCGUUGCUCCCAGGCAUGUCGCAUCCAGGAGUGUUACAACCAGGGUUUCAUCCAGCGUUACAACCAGCGUUACAACCAGGUUUACAACCAGGGUUACAACCAGCUUCGCAACCAGCCUUGUUCGACGCGCGCAGACUAGCAACGGCAGUGCCAGAGGACAUAGUGUUCUGUAUAGACACCGACAUAGAGGCGGCGCGCGAUUUAAAGCCGUCCAGCAGCGCAGCCGCCGCUACAGCCGCUCCAGCCAGCGAAGGGGCUCUGCUGCUGUUCACGCACUCGAAACUUGCCAUGAACCCCUCGCACAGGUUCGCCCUGGCCGCACUCAAGGGCAACACAUCAGCAGCAGCAGGAGCGCCGGCAUUGUCCACCACACAGGGGGCUGCCUCCGCUGCUUCCUCCUCACGGCAACCACAGUUCUCCUGGGUGGUCGAGCAUUUCACCAACGACAUGAACUCUCUCCUAGCCGGCGUCCAAUCACUGCACGCCACCGCUCGGUUGAUCGUGGCCGUUCAUUGCGCCUGGUUCUCUUCUACUGCCGCUCCUCGUGCAUCCCCGGUCCACCUCCCAACCGCGCCCCUCGCCCUGCCGUCCCUUUUACUGCCGACUGUAUCUACUGGCAUGACCGUCCCAACAAUUUCAACUGCCCGCAGGAAGUUUUUGAUGGGCUGA
Molecule: messenger RNA, 690 nt
Organism: Closterium sp. Yama58-4
Lineage: Eukaryota; Viridiplantae; Streptophyta; Zygnematophyceae; Desmidiales; Closteriaceae
Source: the annotation of a GenBank genome assembly